CACGUUUUACGAUCGUCUACAACAAAUUGAAAGAUUGUGCUACAGCACACAAUCAGAAAACAUAAAAAUGUCAAAAUCCACCUAAUCUGCAAAUAGCCACAUAAAGCGCAGGCUCUCAAUCUGGCUAACAAUUUGCAUAACAGAUCAUAGAUAGAUGGCAUUUAAAUUUGGAAAUUCUUGUAGCAGCAAAAACAAAAAUAGAUGCAAAGGUAAUUUUGUCAUCUUACAGCAAAAACACAAAAGCCUUUAAAUUGGUAGUGUAUAACAAACUACAGACAGAUUAUUGUAGUUGGCUACUUCCUUCUUGGCUAUUUCUGGUCCUGACCUUCAGCUUCUUUAUCAUAUUUCUUCAACCCAAAGAAUUUGAUUUUGGGCUUAAGAGCAUCUCCAUCCGUUCUAGGAAACUCGAAACCCAGUAAGCAAUUUGCUCCAACAAUAUCACUAUCAACCACGAAUACGAUGGUCACAGAAGCCAACGACGCCGUUUCCUCCAAACUGUCAACCACCGCUGUACUGUCACCGACCACCUCCUCCUCCAGCGGCGGCGCCCUUAUCAUAUCAAUUACAGGUGCGAUGCGUUCCUUCCUCACCGCAUCUUCCACUGAUUUACAUCUAUCGGAGGAUCUCAGACACCUUUCUUCUUCGCUUAUCCUCCAGUCGACCGCACCCUACCAAUCCCUAAAAACGAUCUGGUUCGGAUCCGAAUUCGGUUCCAGACCCGAUUUAUCCUCUCUCCUCGCCGGCUCUAAUUUUAUCUUCGCCAGCCCCACGCCUCGCCAAAAGAGCGAGGAGCUGAAGGCGAGAUUGAGACAGCUGGAGGAAGCAGCUGAGAGGAAGGCGUACGAUGAAUUGGUGAAGGACAUUACUCCGAGGAAGCCUGUGAAUGAGCCUUUUUCUUCUUACAAGGAUCAAUUAGGCUUCGGAUUACACGUUGUGGUUACAAUGUUUACUGGAUACUUGGUUGGGUAUGCAGCAUUCCGUGCCUUGUUUGGCCAAAGUCCUCCCAUGAGUGCUGCUGGAGGUAUCCUUGGUUUGGUCGGGGCCAUGCUAGUUGAGACCCUUCUGUUUAUACUCAGAUCUUCUGACCUUGGUGGUGAAUCUUCUUCAUCUUCUACUUCCCGCCCUUCCAAUUUGAAGAUAAAGAAGAAUCAAUAGGUUCGAAUUAAGACAUAUUCCUUUACUCAGUUUAUUUACAUGAUAAAAUGUUUUUGUUUUCUUGGAAGAUUGUGUUAUGGGUAAAUAAGGCAGGGCUACUUAAUGUAGAUUUUCAUAGAGUUAAUAGUACUCCAUGUGAAAUGCAAGGAUGGUUUCUGAUCUUAUUCAAAAUUUAUUUGCAAAAUACAUGAUUGCUACAGGCAAUCUUUUACAUUUGGCGUCGUCCCUGUGUAUUUUUUGGCUUUUGGCGUCGGAUUUAAUUUCGCAAGUGUUUCCUCUGUUAUUGUUGUUUUGGAAUUCUAUGUAAAAUCCAUCUAUUUCUUCAAUUUCACAAGUGUUUCUUCUAGAAUUCUUCAAUCCCUGAUCUGGAAUUCUUCAAUUUCGCAAAAGUAAUUCUUCAAAUCCUGUUAUGGAAUUCUUCAAUUUUGCAAGUGUUUCCUCUGUUUUUGUGCAUCCAUCUAUAUUUAAAAUCCAUGUAAAUGUUUUAUUUUUGAAUGCAUAACUAAUGAAGCGCGGCCUUCACCUUCUCUUUUUGACUGCCAUACUAUGAAUAAUAGAUAAAGUUUCACCAAAACUCAAUCAUAAAAAUUUCCACGUGUUUUAUUCCUUGUGAUCAGUGUUCUACUAAGCUUUAUGAAUUUGAGAGUAAGUUCGAAUACUUUUUCUAUAUUAAGUUUUGACAUGCUUAUCUACUUCUAUUUUUUAUUAAGCAGCUUCGCAUGGCAUGCUGAGAUAUUUGUUUACUUUCGAUUAGAUUCAACUCAUUCCUUUUGUGUUCCAGUUGAAUGAAUUAGUUGGUGGGAAUUCAUUAAUUAUAGAUUGGAGGCGUUCUUUUUAUCUGAAUUUGAUUGCUCAUACCUCCUUCAAUGUGACUGUAGCAAUUUCCAGGUAAAUUCUUAUAUUUCCAUGGUGUCGCUAACUUGGGUUGGUAAUAUCAGUGAUUCGUCAAGCCUCCAAUUGGAAAGUGCCGAUGAUUGAGGGUGCACGGCGCAGAUGGAAGAGCAGCGUGAUUGAGUUCUAAAUUCGACCACCAACAAAUUCCCCCAAAGUGUUUGCUUUCUAUGUUUUGUUUGAAGUAGGGAGGGGGUAGGGAAUGUCUUUAUUAAAUUUGAAUGAGGGUAGAAGAGUAAUUUCGACGCCUAUUCUUGAAUUGUAGAAAGGAUUAUCAAAUUGAUUUUUGUAGAUAAAUGACAAUUAACCUCGUUUAGCAAA
Molecule: messenger RNA, 2367 nt
Organism: Salvia miltiorrhiza (redroot sage)
Lineage: Eukaryota; Viridiplantae; Streptophyta; Magnoliopsida; Lamiales; Lamiaceae
Exons: 4
Coding region: 460-1155 (231 amino acids)
Biological process (GO): vacuolar proton-transporting V-type ATPase complex assembly
Cellular component (GO): endomembrane system
Source: RefSeq, a predicted model, not a curated record